Hylaeus anthracinus is the source of this 1785-nucleotide messenger RNA. Its product is annotated as odorant receptor 4-like. The transcript has 6 exons. Gene Ontology annotation, biological process: detection of chemical stimulus involved in sensory perception of smell; sensory perception of smell. Lineage: Eukaryota; Metazoa; Arthropoda; Insecta; Hymenoptera; Colletidae. Gene Ontology annotation, cellular component: plasma membrane. Gene Ontology annotation, molecular function: olfactory receptor activity; odorant binding. Bases 571 to 1728 code for a protein of 385 amino acids. The record is from RefSeq and is a predicted model, not a curated record.
AUAGUAAUAUUGCGUUACUGGUGAGUAUUAUACCAACACUUGUUUGUAAUAAGCCGAACGUAAACAUUCGCAUUACUAACACUUUAUGAUUUCAAUCGUUCUCCAAAUUGAAAACAGCAUUCCGUGAAAGAUUUUUCCUUCAGCUGCUGUUUUACGAAAAGAAUACAUACUAUGAAGAUAUAGUAAGUGGAUACCUUUUCAUUACAUGUGAACAACAACAUUGGUACAUGAAUGAUUUGCAUUCCACGUGCCGUUUUGUAUAAAUUAUUUUCCCCUAAGGAAGCCGUAUGCAGGAGUAAAGAGAUAUUAUUAGGGCUGGAACGCGCAUAAUAUCGGCAACUUCAACCUCUGUAGUUAAAUUGUUAAACGGUACUCCCACGCGAAAUCGUGCUAGCAUCUCUUUGCACUAUUAUACUUCUAACUUGUAUCGAUUUUAAAUACGUUCUACCGAUUACCUUACCUCUGAAAGCGAUAUCGUUUAGUUACUUUAUUUCGGAAUAGCGGAGCGUUUCGAUUUUUAAUUCCGUUGCUCCUUUGCUAUCGCGAGUUAAUCUCGAAGGGCUGUUCUUUAUGAAUACAUCGUGCUUAGAUUCUUCUAUUAUGUUCCGAGACGUAUCCCCAGAGAAGGCUAUAACUUUUACUCGACUCAGCGUAGCUCUAAAUUGUUAUUGGCCUUUGCCAUCUACCGCCACAUGGUUUCAGGUCCUACGAUUCAAAAUCUUCAGAAUACUAUCGAUGCUUAGCACCGCGGCACUCGUUUUUCCGCUGUUAUACUCAAUGUAUGUGCACCGCGACGAUACGGUCAUUCUCACAAAGGUCGCUUGCUUUACUCUUGCUCUCAUUCACAUCUUGUGCCAGUCGGUAUUCAGUAUCGUUCAUCACGAUCGGAUUCAGGUGUUGGUCGAGGAAAUGACAGAGUUUUGCACGAAAGCAGAGACGAUCGAAAGAUGCGUCCUCCAACGAUACGUCGACAAGUACUCGACGUUUUACGGGAUGUCUGCCUCUUGGUUUUACGUGACCUCGAGUAUCUUUGUCGUAGGAACUUUGUUCAUAGAUCAGCCCUUUCCAACUGACGCAGCCUAUCCGUUCGCCGUCGAUUACGAGCCCGUGAAGACGGUGAUUUAUCUGCACCAAACUUAUGUGUUUAUGCAAUGCUCCGCGAUGGUGUGCGUCAACAUGUUCGUUGCACUGCUGUUGCUGUUCACCGCGGCACGAUUCGAGAUACUCAUGGAGGAGCUACGCGUUGUUCAGAACGUCGACAUGUUGAUAGAAUGUCUAAAAAAAUAUUACCACGUGAGAAGUUAUGCACAGGAAGUGGUCAAUGUCCUCCAAUAUUCAGCCCUCUACACGACAGUGAUGGUCACGCUCCCAAUCGUGCUGUGCGGCUUGAAUAUUAUUGGUCGCCAACCGAUUGUGAUAAAAGUGCAGUUCAUGUUCUUGGCUGGGACUACGUUACUGGAGGUUUUCAUGUGUGCGUGGCCUGCCGAUACCUUGCUGGAAGUGAGUGAAAAGGCGAUGCGAAGCGUAUACGAAUCGACAUGGUACGAGCAGUCUGUGAGAAUGCAGAAAAUCGUUCUGCUCGCGUUGCUGCCUCAGAAACCAAUAACCAUCCAUUUGGCGUUCAUGGUUCCAGUUCUGUCAUUGCAAUUCUUUUGCUCGUACAUUGCAAAUGUGUUUUCCAUGUUCACUACGUUGCGACUAGUGUUGAAUGAAGAGGCCAAAAGUUGAUUGCGUCGAAUGAUGCUGUAGGAAUUAGUGAUUGACUAAUUAAUCAAAGUAUGUGGC